AUGGACUCCAUGAGUCGACUCAAGGCCUUCGGUUUCCGUCGCGACAAAAAGAACAACAACAUCCCAACCUCAUCCUCUCCCACCCCUCCGCCAGUCAACCUCCUCGUCAACACCACCUCCAACGGGACCGCGUCGCCCCCCCCUUCUGGCGACAACACUUCUUCAACCCAUAGCCUUCCCAUGAACAAUAACCAGUUGGCCCGCCCACCAAGUUACCCCGUCGGUCGUCCUACAUCUCCUAUGGUGCCCGGUCAGCAGCAGCUUGGCCACCAUCCGCCCCCAAUCAACACCAAUCUCCAAUACGGCCAACAGCCCGCCCAACAAAUGAAUCCCCCGCCCUACGGGAUGCAGGCCGUGCCCCACGGCAUCCCGCAGAACAUGUCUCAGCCAGGAUAUGCUGGGCGCAUCAACACCGACGCUGAUGGCGGUCGCGGCAAGGCUCAGUUGAUUGUGGGAAUUGACUUUGGCACUACUUUCUCCGGUGUCGCAUUCGCUUUUGCGACCAACAAUGAGGCUCGGGAAGAUAUCAUUACCGAAUGGCCGGGCGCUGGAACACACACCAAACAAAAAAUCCCGACAGUCCUCUACUAUGACCAGUAUCAAAAAGUCGUCGGCUGGGGGCCUGACAUCGCCGAUGCCCUCGCCCCCACCGGAUACCCCAAACCCGGCGUGCAAAAGGUCGAGUGGUUCAAGCUCCAGCUCAUGCUGUCCGGAAAUACCUAUAUCGACCCCAUCAACUUGCCCCCGCUCCCGCCAGGAAAGUCCGAGAUCGACGUGGCGGCUGACUACCUCUUCAAGCUGCGCCAAGCCAUGCGCGCUCAGCUGCAGAAGACGCUGGGCGAGGUGUUCACCCGUGAGGAGCGCAACAUCCGCUACUAUCUGACCGUGCCUGCCAUCUGGAACGAUGCCGGCAAGGCAGCCACACGCGCCGCUGCCAUCCAGGCCGGUUUCUUGCGUGACGAGAAUGACAACCGACUGACGCUCGUGUCGGAGCCCGAGGCCGCGGCGCUCUUCUGUGCCAAGACCGGACUGCUGAACCUGAAAGUCGGCGAUGCCAUCCUGAUUGUCGACUGCGGUGGUGGUACGGUGGAUCUGAUUGCUUACGAGGUCGAGGAAGAGCAGCCGUUCAGUGUCAUGGAGUGCACAGCUGGAUCUGGUGAUUCGUGCGGUUCGACGGCGCUGAACCGGAAUUUCAGCAAUAUCCUGCGCGCUAAGAUCCGCAAGAUGAAGCUUCCGGACGGCUCGAGGACGGCGGGUAAGGUCUACGCCAAGUGUAUCAUGGACUUUGAGAACCGCAUCAAGGCCGACUUCCGCAACAACGGACAGAAGUGGGCGGUGGAUGUGGGUAUCGAGGCCGAUUUCCCGGACGCCGGCAUCGAGGAGGGCUACAUGACCUUCACCAAUGAGGAGAUUCUUCAGUGUUUCGAACCGGUCGUCAAUCGGAUCCUGGAGUUGGUGCGCAACCAGAUCAUCGCCAUUCAAGCGCAGAACCGUUCGCUUCAGAAUGUCUUGGUUGUGGGUGGUUUCGGUGCAUCCGAGUACCUCUUCCAGCAGAUUCGACUCCACGUUCCUCCGCAGUACCAGACCAAGGUGGUGCGGCCCAUGGACUCGGUGGCGGCUAUUGUCAAGGGUGCCGUAACAGCCGGUAUCACCGAGCGAGUGAUCACCCACCGUGUCGCGCGUCGGCACUACCUGAUGGCCACGCUGCAGCCCUUCAAGGAGGGAUACCACCCAGAGCAGUACCGGGUACCCAGUCUGGACGGCCGCGACCGCUGCAAGUAUACGCGGCAGAUCUUCGUGCAGAAGGGCGAGCGUGUCAAGAUCGGCGAACCCGUCAAGGUCAGCUUCUUCCGUCAGGUCGCCCCCGGCGCUACCCUCAUGUACGAGGACGUGCUGUACGCGUGCGACGAGGAUGUGUGCCCAGAAUAUACCAAGGAUCCCCGCAUCAAGGAAGUCGUCACGCUCACGUCGGACCUCUCGCGCAAGAACCUCGAAACGGACUUUGAGCGCAUGGAUACCCCGCAGGGUAUCUUCUACCGCGUCUACUUCGACAUCUACCUUACUCUGGAUGGAAGUGAAUUCAGUGCCGAGCUGGUGUGCCAGAACGAAAUCAUGGGCCGCUGCCGAGCCAAAUUUAGGUGA
Penicillium lagena is the source of this 2142-nucleotide messenger RNA. Its product is annotated as Hsp70 family protein. The transcript is spliced from 4 exons. Bases 1 to 2142 code for a protein of 713 amino acids. Lineage: Eukaryota; Fungi; Ascomycota; Eurotiomycetes; Eurotiales; Aspergillaceae. The record is from RefSeq and is a predicted model, not a curated record. Gene Ontology annotation, molecular function: ATP-dependent protein folding chaperone; ATP binding.